This is a messenger RNA of Parasteatoda tepidariorum (common house spider), 1185 nucleotides long. It is a transcript of the gene mRpS35, whose product is annotated as mitochondrial ribosomal protein S35. Gene Ontology annotation, molecular function: structural constituent of ribosome. The record is from RefSeq and is a predicted model, not a curated record. Gene Ontology annotation, cellular component: mitochondrial small ribosomal subunit. Gene Ontology annotation, biological process: mitochondrial translation. Lineage: Eukaryota; Metazoa; Arthropoda; Arachnida; Araneae; Theridiidae.
UUAUUUUUGGGUAGUAGAUCUUACAAUAUAUAGGGUGGCAAUCGAUUAGUAUAUUUAUUAUUUACCAAAACAAACAUGGCCGGUGUCGUGAAUUUGAGCAAAUCUCGAAUAAAUUUACUUUUUAUUAAAUAUUAUUCGGCAAAUUUUAUGAAACAUCGAGAAUUUUCAAGUGAAACUAAUAUUCAAACAGACGAAGAAUUUCGAGUUUUGGAGCUAUACCCUAUGAAGAAAGCGGCAAAGAGGACUGAAAAACGAUUUUUUCGAGAUGCUCAAGUUUUACCUCCUCGAGAAAAAAGGAUGCCAAUUGAUCAGGAUUGGCCUAGUGUCUGGCCUGCAGCUAAAACUUUCAGACCUUCAGCUGUGCCUUUACCAGUUUAUCAAGGGUAUGAUCAAAAGCGUGCACCUCCUGGAAAAUAUGCAAAUGCAGAAUUGAUGAAAAUACCUAACUUUUUGCAUUUAACACCUCCUGCUGUGAAAAGACACUGUGCUGCUAUCAAAAAAUUUUGCACUGAAUGGCCUAAAGGAUUGGAAACUGAUGAAGAUUGCGAAAAGCAUUUUCCAGUUGAGAUUAUUACUUCCGAUUACUGCCAUGCAAGUCCAACAAUUCGUGAUGAGCGUUCAAGAGCUGUUACGCUAACUAUAAAGUUAAGUAGUUUGAAUUUUGAUUAUCAUGCUCGUGAUAAACUACUUAGACUCGCUGGGAGCAAUCGUUACAAAAAAGGUACUGAUGAGCUGGUUAUUACUGCUAGCAGAUGUCCACUGAGAAAACAAAAUUAUGAUUAUUUAAUGUAUCUAUUGACUGCUUUGCAUCAUGAAUCUUGGGUAACAGAGCCGUGGGAACACAAAAAGACAGAGGCUGACAUGGAAAAAUUUUUCUUUGAGAACAGCCGUAUUGAAAAUAAAAUGUCUAAAACAAUAGCACUCAUAGAAUCUAAAUCAGAUAAUGAUAACAUUGUAGAAGAAACAAAAAAUUCUGAAAAAGUGACAUCUUUUGGUAAAGCUGUCACUGAACUACUCAACAAAGGUGAAACUGAGGAAACUCUCAGUGAAUAUAAAAAGUCAGUUCUGAACUCUUUAGGUUUAUCAAAUUAAAGUCAUUUAUGUGUUUUAGUAUGUUGAGAGGCUCAACAUUUUAUUCAUUUGUACAUAAAAUUCAAUAAAUAAAGUUAUCAAUUGUUUGUUUUA